CCCAUUUUUUUCAUGUUUUUUUCUUAUAAACUAGCAAUAGAAUCAAUCUUUUCUUUUAGCUUUUAAAAAUACUGAUAAAACAUUUGGUAACAUGUCAUGCAGGGUCCACAUAAACUACAAACCAACCAAGCAAUAUGGGGUCACAAAUUAAAUGGAAAAAAGGAUACAGCCAGCUUGCAACAACUAAGCACAACCUUCUGCUGAGAUUCCUGCAAAAUAAAUAGCACAACAUUCCCAUAAUAUUUCUCAUAAGCUCCCAUGAUUUCCUCACACAUGGCUCCUCUUUACCAUCCCAAUUUUCUCCUCACAAGUCUUCUAACUCUUACCAAGAUCAUCCUGAUUUACUCGCGUGGGCCCGUCUACACGCCUCCAGCUGUCGAGAGAUUAACAGACUCUUUCGCUCGAUUAUCGGUUAAUCAGAGCUAUUACGUGUCAUAUGGAGGGAAUAAUGUGCAUGUGACUGGCAAUGGGACUAGUGUCAAUCUCAGCUUAGACAAGUCCUCAGGAUCUGGGCUGAUGUCUAAGAAUAAAUAUUAUUAUGGCUUCUUCAAUGCUGCCAUCAAACUGCCUUCUGGUUUUACAUCAGGAGUUGUGGUGGCAUACUAUUUAUCUAAUGCAGAUAUUUACCCUCACAACCAUGAUGAAAUUGACAUUGAACUUCUUGGUCACGAGAAGAGACGAGAUUGGGUCCUUCAGACUAACAUAUACGGUAAUGGAAGUGUAAGCACAGGUAGAGAAGAAAAAUUCUACCUCUGGUUUGAUCCCACGCAAGGCUUUCAUGACUACAGCAUCCUUUGGAACAAUCAUCACAUAGUGUUUCUUGUGGAUAACAUACCUGUAAGAGAAGUGAUUCACAAUAAUGGUGUCUCCUUUGUCUAUCCAUCAAAGCCAAUGUCGAUUCACACCACAAUAUGGGACGGAUCCGAAUGGGCAACCCACGGAGGCAAAUACCCUGUAAAUUACAAAUUUGCCCCUUUCGUGGUCUCAGAGACAAGAAUCCAAAUGGAGGGUUGCAUUGCAAAUAAAAUAACUACGUCUUCUUCGUGUUCGAGGAGCAGCCUCUCGAGCUUAGACCCUGUUGAUGGUGAACGAUUUGCAAAGUUAUCGAGCCAACAGAAAACGGGCCUGGAUUGGGCUAGGAGGAAGCACAUGUUCUACUCAUAUUGCCAAGAUAAGCCCAGAUACAAAGUUAUGCCACAAGAAUGCAAUGCAACACACUAGAAGCUAGUGCAUAUCAUUUAUUCUUUUGCAAUUAUUCGUACAUGAAACAGGAUAAAUGGAAGGAAGUUUGCAAUAUACAGACUAAUGCUAGUCGAAAUGAAAAUCUCCAAAUGUCAUUAAGAUAGAAGUUUAAGAUAAUUCAAAUAAUUAUUACACUGAUACAUAUCAAUCCAACUGCAUGAUUAGAUGAACAAAUAUGAUUUUUGGAAACUACAAUACAACAACAACAACAACAACUACAAUACCCCCUCAAAAUCAGUAACAGCAACUGAA
Molecule: messenger RNA, 1494 nt
Organism: Striga asiatica
Lineage: Eukaryota; Viridiplantae; Streptophyta; Magnoliopsida; Lamiales; Orobanchaceae
Source: the annotation of a GenBank genome assembly